This is a messenger RNA of Hydra vulgaris (swiftwater hydra), 1810 nucleotides long. Its product is annotated as alpha-aminoadipic semialdehyde dehydrogenase. Gene Ontology annotation, molecular function: aldehyde dehydrogenase (NAD+) activity. Lineage: Eukaryota; Metazoa; Cnidaria; Hydrozoa; Anthoathecata; Hydridae. The record is from RefSeq and is a predicted model, not a curated record.
GCUUUUAUAGAUAUAUACAAAAUGCUAUCUUUUAAAAUUUUACAUCAAGUAAAACGUCAUUCAUUAAGAUAUAAUAGUUCUUAUCUUAUAAACAAUGCAAAGUAUUCAUUUUUAAAAGAUCUUGGUCUUCAUGAAGACAACCUUGGUGUAUAUAAUGGGAAAUGGUCAGGCUCAGGAGAAUGGGUUGAAUCAGUAUGUCCUAUAAAUAAUGAAGUUAUUGCACGCGUUAAACAGGGAAAUGUAUCAGAUUAUCACAAGACUGCCACACUUUCUUUGGAUGCAUGGAAGAUCUGGAGAGAAGUUCCAGCUCCUAAAAGGGGUGAAAUUGUCAGACAAAUUGGUGAAAGUCUCAGAGGGAAGCUACAGCCCUUAGGAAAAUUGACUUCUCUGGAAAUGGGUAAAAUAAUACCAGAGGGGUUAGGUGAAGUACAAGAGUAUGUUGAUAUUUGUGAUUACGCUGUUGGUUUGUCAAGGAUGUUACCUGGACAAAUAUUUCCAUCUGAACGUUCAAACCAUAUGUUGUUGGAGCAAUGGAAUCCUCUUGGUUUAGUUGGUAUUAUCACUGCAUUUAACUUUCCAGUAGCUGUGUCUGGAUGGAACACUGCUCUAAGUUUAGUUUGUGGUAACACACAAGUAUGGAAGGGUGCACCUACUACUCCACUUGUAUCUGUAGCAGUAACUAAGAUUAUUGCUGAUGUCCUUGAAGCUAACAACCUUCCAGGAGCAAUAUGUUCUUUAGUACAAGGCGGGGCUGAAGUAGGUGAAGCUAUGGCAGCUGACAAAAAUGUUAGUCUUCUUUCUUUUACAGGAAGCACUCAGGUUGGUAAAAAGGUUUCUUUGCAGGUUAACGAAAGGUUUGGCAAAUGUUUAUUAGAAUUAGGUGGUAACAAUGCAAUUAUUGUGAUGGAGGAUGCAAAUUUAGAUCUUGUUGUACCAGCUACAGUUUUUGCAGCAGUUGGUUCUGCUGGACAGAGAUGUACUACAACUAGAAGAUUGAUCCUUCAUGAAGCUAUCCACGAUGUGGUGUUAGAACGUAUCGUGAAAGCCUAUAAACAAAUAAAAAUUGGCAAUCCAUUAGACGACGGAAUUUUAUGUGGUCCAUUACACACUAGUCAAGCAGUAAAGUCAUUUGAAAAAGCUGUACACGAUGCACAAGUUCAGGGUGGAAAAGUUGCUUUUGGUGGUCGCGUUCUUAACCAACCUGGUAACUAUGUUGAACCAACUAUUAUAUUUGACAUUGCCCAUAAUGCACCCAUAGUUCAUACUGAAACUUUUGCGCCAAUAUUGUAUGUGUUCAAAUGUAAAAAUAUUGACGAAGCUAUUCAAUGGAAUAAUGAAGUCAAUCAAGGUUUAUCAAGUAGUCUAUUCACUAGAGAUAUAGAACGAAUCUUUAAAUGGGUAGGUCCCACAGGCUCAGAUUGUGGCAUUGUAAAUGUUAAUAUUCCAACUUCGGGAGCUGAAAUCGGAGGCGCAUUUGGAGGCGAAAAACACACCGGUGGUGGCCGUGAAUCAGGAAGUGAUGCCUGGAAACAAUACAUGAGGAGGUCAACAUGUACGAUCAACUAUAGCAAGAAACUACCUCUUGCUCAAGGCAUAAAAUUUGAAUAAAUGGAAUCGAGAUUUGUGUGCUAACGAUCACUUAAAGAAUACACUUUUUUUUACUCUCCUGAAUGUUUUUUUUAUAAAAUUAACUGAGAUUCCUUUUGAAUUCUAGUUUUUUAUAGAUAUCUAUUUGAAUGUAUCAAAAAAUUAAAAAAAUUUGUUAUAUAAAAAUGGAAUUCGUUUGAUUUAUCUUAUAUAAAAUUUUACA